Aquila chrysaetos chrysaetos is the source of this 1608-nucleotide messenger RNA. It is a transcript of the gene PPP1R18, whose product is annotated as protein phosphatase 1 regulatory subunit 18. Gene Ontology annotation, molecular function: phosphatase binding. Lineage: Eukaryota; Metazoa; Chordata; Aves; Accipitriformes; Accipitridae. Bases 129 to 533 code for a protein of 134 amino acids. The transcript is spliced from 3 exons. The record is from RefSeq and is a predicted model, not a curated record.
GACCGCGACGCCCGCGGCGGCCAUGACGCCCGUGCAGGGGCGUGUCGAGGGCGGUGCUGGGGAGGGGCCGGGUGCCGGCAGCCCCGGGGUGGCCCCGGUUGGGGGGGGCGGGCAGCGGGCCGGCGGCCAUGCGAGGGGUGCCCCGCCGAGAACCCGGGCCCCCCCUGGCCCACCCGGCCCUGCAACGCCGUAGCGGUAACACCAUUACGGUGCGACCCCGGCGGGGGGUGACCGCCAACGGCCCCGAAGGAGGGUCCCCCGCCCCUCCGGCGCCUCCCGCCCCCCCGGCUGCUCCCCCGGGGCCCCCCAAGAAGCGUUACCCCACGGCCGAGGAGAUCCAGGUCAUCGGCGGGUACCUGGCCCUGCCCCGCUCCUGCCUGGCCAAGAACGACCCCCACCGCAAGAAGCUGAAGAUCUGGUUCAGCGAGCGGGAGCUGGAGCGCACCUUCUGCUACCCCUCGGAGGGGGCAGCGCUGGCGGCCUGGGGCCCCCCCGAAGAGCCACCCCCCCCCCGGCCCCCCCUCGGCCCCUGAUGAGGAUGAGGAUGAGGACGAGCCCCCUCCCGUGCGGGGGCUGCCGGGGGGGCUGCGAGCCCGCGCCCUGCUUGUGGAUGAGUCCUGCAGGCGGUAACCCCGGCCUCUGCCCCACGGCGGGGGGGUGGGGGGGAGCCAUGCUGGGCCCCCCACCCCCCUGCCAGCGAAGGGGGGGACAGGGCCGGACCUGAGGGACCCCCCGGCGGGGCAGGACAGGGCCAGAUGCACGGACAAGGACCACCCCCCCCGCCAAAAACUGCCCCAGGAGGGGGGGCACAAGGACACUGUCCCCACUGUGGGGACCCAGCGGCAUUCUGCCCCCCCCCCCCCCCACUGGGGCACCAUGGGGGGAUUUUUGGGGGGGUAUCCAGCUCUUCUCGCCCCAUUUUGUAGCUUUUCUAGUUGGGGGGGGGGGGGGGGGGGGCACGGCAAUUAUCCUUAACGAGGUUUUUUUUUUUUUUUUAGCCUAAUUAAGGACUUUUUUUAGCCAGGGGUGGGGCAACUUUGUCAGUAUUGGGUCAACCAGAGCUGCCCCAGUUAGGAACUGGGCCAGGCUCAGUUACAACUGGGCUGGGGGGCGGAGGGUGGGGGGGCAAAGCCAUGGCAGUAUUAGCUGGGGGGGGCUAUGCUGGGGGGGGGGGGGGAGAUGGGGAGGGGACGUGAUUUAUUGCUGUGGUGGCUGAUGGUGAGGGAGGGGAUGGGUGAGGAGGAAGGCUCCAAAAUGGCCGAGGGAGGCCAAACGGUGGACAGAGGCCAAACGGCGGAGGAGCAAUGGCCGGGUGGGAGCAUGAAGGAUGGCGGCGGGUGGCCGGUGGAUGGCGUGGGCGGGGGGAAACAGUCUGGAGUUGGGGGGGGGGCCCGGCUGCCAUCGGCCGAAGGUGGGAGCGGUGGACGGGAGAGAAAAUGGCGGAGGAGGCCGAAGCCUGAGGCCUGCUCCCGUAGCCAUGGCAACGGAGCCUGAGGCCUACGCCCGUUGCCACGGCGACGAAGCCCUCGGCUCACCGUGGGGAGGGCCGCGCCGCCUCUUGGCUGCACUGUACCGCGACAAGCGACAAUAAAAGGUGAUGGCGGCUGC